Molecule: messenger RNA, 1491 nt
Organism: Cydia strobilella
Lineage: Eukaryota; Metazoa; Arthropoda; Insecta; Lepidoptera; Tortricidae
Gene: Elav
Product: ELAV-like protein 1
Exons: 1
Coding region: 45-950 (301 amino acids)
Cellular component (GO): nucleus; cytoplasm; ribonucleoprotein complex
Molecular function (GO): mRNA binding
Source: RefSeq, a predicted model, not a curated record
GGCAACAUUCAGCUGAAAUGUCAUUCACCGACAACAAUUAAAAAAUGUCGGAAUCGUGUCAAGGCGGUAAUUGUCAUGAAAAUAUCGAAUAUGGGCCCGACGAAUCACCCACCAAACUCAUCGUCAAUUACAUUCCUGAAGUCAUGACACAGGAUAUGAUGUUUUCGCUGUUUUCCACAAUGGGUAAACUGGAAAGCUGCAAGCUGAUAGCCAACAGAGGAUACGGGUUCGUGGAGUACGCGAGUGCAGAGGAUGCCGUGAAGGCGAGGAAGGCCUUCAACGGCCUGCUGAUGCAGAACAAGACGCUCAAAGUGUCGCACGCGCUGCUGAACCCCGAGAUGAAGCCGCCCACGAAGCCGGAAGCCGACUGGAACCUCUACGUGUGUAACCUGCCCAACGAACUCACCUUGCAGGACUUACACGGUCUUUUCGCACAAUUCGGUAAAAUAGUUAAUUCUCGCAUCGCCGCAGGCAUAGCUUUUGUCUUAUUUGAACACCAAUAUGAAGCGGAAAGAGCCAUCCAAAGCAUCAAUGGCUCCACCCCGCCAGGUUUUUUACACCCUUUAACUGUUAAGUAUGCUAAUAAGACUAACCCUAAUAAACAUAAAAACAAUAAUAAUAACUUUACUAAAAACGCAUUGGUUAAACCUUAUCAUUGGAUUAAUCAUAUGGGUGCUAUAGGAGAUCACAGCUCACCGAGCACAUGGUCUAUCUACAUUUAUAAUAUUGCUCCGGAGGUGGAGGAGCUGACUCUGUGGCAGCUGUUUGGUCCGUAUGGUGCUAUAGUGUCGGUUAAGAUUAUCAAAGAUCACCAUUCUAACAAGAGCAAAGGCUUUGGAUUUGUGACGAUGCGGAACUAUGACCAGGCCGCCAUGGCCAUCCAGGCCCUGAACGGCUAUGUUCUCCACUCUCAGCCUCUCUCUGUUAGUUUCAAAACACAAAAAAGAUAAUGUCUAAGAGAAAGCCUUAAAAAAAUUUACAAUAUCAAUACAGUAAUAAAUAGACAAAACAAUUAUUGGUCCGCAUAUACAAACCGCAUCAAAAUAAUCUGACUCUUGACUCGUACACCUUUGUGAAGUCUGUCGACUCUUGUUGAAAAUAUUAUAUUACUUUGAGCUAUCAACAUUGUUAAGUUUGUUUCUUAUUAUGAAUAAUAAUUUAUUCAGUUUGCUCGUUAAAUAUUUCAAGUUUACUAGACAUUUAAGAUUGUAUUGAAAAAUUGUUGUUUGGAAUUUCAACAUCAGUUGUGAGCUAGUAGCUUCAUUAUUUUUAUCUAUUAUUUAAGUAUAAUAUACCAUUUUAAAGGAAGUGCUUUUACAAGAUCUUACUAAUUGAUAAGCCACAUUGAGAUGUUUAAUCAACUACUAGUUUUAGUUGUACACUUUUUAUAACAUGAUGUCUAUUUAGGUAGUGAAAAUGAGAUCUAGAUUAUAUCAUAUUUAUACAUUUAGUAUAAAAUUUGCUGAAUUAAAGUUCAUUUUCACAAUUUUA